Molecule: messenger RNA, 1296 nt
Organism: Micropterus dolomieu (smallmouth bass)
Lineage: Eukaryota; Metazoa; Chordata; Actinopteri; Centrarchiformes; Centrarchidae
Product: TLR adapter interacting with SLC15A4 on the lysosome
Exons: 2
Coding region: 122-1078 (318 amino acids)
Biological process (GO): regulation of toll-like receptor signaling pathway
Source: RefSeq, a predicted model, not a curated record
GGCUAUAUCGGCAGAAAAUGCAGUGUUUAUAAGAAGUUCUCUACUGUGAUAAAGACUGUGGGAGGACACAGUGCACCCUGAGGUGAAAGCCGACUGAGAGACUUUGAUUGUGGUCGAAGCCAUGCUUUGUGAAGGCAGAUUGUUGAGCAUGGCCUAUGGUGAAUUGGAGUUGUUGGAACCCCUCCCACCUCAGAAGGCUCUCCAGAGUGCUUAUGGGCUGCCGAGAACACCUGCUACCCUCAUGGCAGGCUCCACCAGACACGCUCUACUCAUUCAUCAUAAUUCCCCCGUGCAGACAGACUGUGCAGACAACAGGAGUGCUUCAUUGGAGUUGCACAUUUCUCCACUGCAGUCCUUGGAUUUCCACAGAGUCCAGCCAGGCAGACAGAUCUCUUCAGAGAUAGAGAUCCCAGUUCAGGCUCACUCAGGGGGUGAUUCCCCAUUCUUGGUUCCUUCCUUCUGUCAGAGCAUCUGCCAAAAUUACAGCGACCUCCAUAUUGGAGGCGACCAGGUGCUGCCUCUUACAGCCAAUGAUGGUGAGCUCCGGCUCUGUACUGAUGCCCAGGCUGUUGGACCCUUCCUCCAGUCCUGUGAUGUCCCUCCAGCUGUGGAGGAUUCUCCCCCAGGAAAGACAUCUCAGGGUGGACUUCCCCAUCCACCGAGGGGAGGUUCAAAUCGCUGGAGAAUGGGGAGUGGCCGUGAUCGGAGCUUUUUGUUCCAGGGGCGUGAAGGUCCAUUCUCCAACUCUCUUCUAAAUCACUAUCUUGAGCAGAAGCUCUUGGAUUUGUACCAGCAAUACAUGAUGGAGAACAUGGCCAGGGAGCGGGGCCCUGGUUCGGAUUCUGACCCGGGCCCAAUUUGCCCUCUGCUGGGCUCAGAGCUAGUCCUGACAAGCCUAGACCAGAUCACUUUGCAGCUGAGCCGGGAAGGGAACUUGGAGACUGGCAUGGCUAAGGACAUGGUCCUCAGUUGCCUGCUGCGAGUGGCUGGUGACAUGCAGUCAAGUGAGAUCAGCACUCCCUUCCUGCAGUUUUCGAAUGAGUCAUCCAGGGAGCAGCUCACAGAGAAUGAACAGUAACCCCAAUGUCAACGGCCUCACCAACCACUUCUCCCUUUUGUUUUAGUUCAAUCACCGGCAAUUAAGAUGAAACUGAUGAUGGCAUUUCAUUAAUUUUCUUAAUUUAUAAGCUGUUGUGAUUAGCAAUUACCAGGAGAGUGUGCUAUACUUAUGGUAUGGUAAUAAAAACAGUUAGAGUAUGUGCAUGUGAUAUGCUGUUGUCACUUUCUAAAAGGACA